Molecule: messenger RNA, 1004 nt
Organism: Lipotes vexillifer (Yangtze River dolphin)
Lineage: Eukaryota; Metazoa; Chordata; Mammalia; Artiodactyla; Lipotidae
Gene: ZDHHC18
Product: zDHHC palmitoyltransferase 18
Exons: 8
Coding region: 103-864 (253 amino acids)
Biological process (GO): protein targeting to membrane; peptidyl-L-cysteine S-palmitoylation
Cellular component (GO): Golgi apparatus; endoplasmic reticulum
Molecular function (GO): protein-cysteine S-palmitoyltransferase activity
Source: RefSeq, a predicted model, not a curated record
AAGUCAUUGCCUUUAACACAGAGAAGACCUCACUGUCCCUUUUUGGCCCGCCAGCUGACCCUCGCCAUCCCCAUCAUUGCUGCCAUCCUGUUUUUCUUCGUCAUGAGCUGCCUGCUACAGACAAGUUUCACCGACCCCGGAAUCCUGCCCCGGGCCACCGUCUGUGAGGCAGCGGCCCUGGAGAAACAGAUCGACAACACAGGCAGUUCCACGUACCGGCCACCCCCUCGGACCCGGGAGGUGAUGAUCAAUGGGCAGGUGGUGAAGCUGAAAUACUGCUUUACCUGCAAGAUGUUUCGGCCGCCCCGGACCUCACACUGCAGUGUCUGCGACAACUGUGUGGAACGGUUUGACCAUCACUGCCCUUGGGUGGGCAACUGUGUGGGGAAACGGAACUACCGCUUUUUCUACGCGUUCAUUCUUUCCCUCUCAUUCCUGACGGCCUUCAUCUUCGCCUGCGUGGUCACCCACCUGACGCUGCGCUCUCAGGGAAGCAACUUCCUCUCCACUCUGAAGGAGACGCCAGCGAGCGUGCUGGAGUUGGUGAUCUGCUUCUUCUCCAUCUGGUCCAUCCUGGGCCUCUCAGGGUUUCACACUUACCUCGUCGCCUCCAACCUGACAACUAAUGAAGACAUCAAAGGCUCGUGGUCCAACAAGAGGAGCGGUGAGGCCUCUGUCAAUCCCUACAGCCAUAAAAGUGUUAUCACUAACUGCUGUGCUGUGCUCUGCGGCCCCCUACCUCCCAGCCUGAUUGACCGGAGGGGAUUUGUGCAGUCUGACACCGUGUUGCCCUCGCCCAUCAGAAGCGACGAGCCAGCCUGCAGAGCCAAGCUUGAUGCCAGCAUGGUAGGAGGCCACCCCUGAACCGGGCUCAGUACUUGCCACCUGCUGGCCUGUAUGCCCCUCCGCACUCACCUGCCGCCCUCCACACCUACCAGGACCCUCCCCAUUUCACCCGAAGGGAAGCAGAGCUGCCAAAGACUUUUUAAGUCUUUUCAUAUUUA